Epinephelus moara (kelp grouper) is the source of this 564-nucleotide messenger RNA. Its product is annotated as cytochrome c oxidase assembly protein COX16 homolog, mitochondrial. Gene Ontology annotation, cellular component: mitochondrial inner membrane. The transcript is spliced from 4 exons. Lineage: Eukaryota; Metazoa; Chordata; Actinopteri; Perciformes; Serranidae. Bases 107 to 427 code for a protein of 106 amino acids. The record is from RefSeq and is a predicted model, not a curated record. Gene Ontology annotation, biological process: mitochondrial respiratory chain complex IV assembly.
ACACGGACAAGUUAGAGCGUCGGACCCAUUCAGGAAGCGUCCCGGCUGUGACCUGCUCCUCCGUGUUAUCAUCAGUGAAAUGGACCUGUAGCUGCUGAGAGGAGUCAUGUUUACCUUAAAGGCGUUGCGGAAAAAUAAAACAGUCAAAUACGGAGUCCCCAUGCUGUUGCUCGUAGUCGGAGGUUCCUUUGGCCUGCGAGAGUUUACACAAAUUCGUUACGAUGCCCAGAAGAUCAGAAAGAAGCUGGAUCCCUCACUGGAGGCCAAAGUGAACGUCCAGAAGCAGUCAGCCAUACUGGAGGAGGAGUACGAGAAGUUGAGGGAGGUGAAUUUGGAUGAAUGGAAGAACAUCCGUGGUCCUCGCCCCUGGGAGGACUCCAAGGAGUACCAGGAGCAGCAGCGCAGCAGGCAGAAUAAAAACGUUUGAGGUCCAGGCACGCCAAGCACACACAGCAUCAGGACGGACUAGAUACGUGUGGAUUGAGUGUGCGGUGAAGUCGUCGCUCAGAGCCAAGUAUCCCAUGGGCUCGACUUGUUGGAUCUGUGUUCAGUAUCUGUAACAAG